Messenger RNA from Amoebophrya sp. A25, 2822 nucleotides. The record is from the annotation of a GenBank genome assembly. Lineage: Eukaryota; Dinophyceae; Syndiniales; Amoebophryaceae.
GGAAAACCGACAAGCCAUCCUCGCAUUGAUUCGCAGAGUGUGGCUUAAGUGGUCGCGCGCGGGAGCGGCCCCCAGCAGCGACACUCACGUUUCCGAAGGACAACAUCACGAUCAACGAACUGCCGGCGAAGAUUCGACUUCGAUCAAUCGAAAGCGAAAGCGAGACCGAGAGGAGACUCGCAAGUCACCUUCCUCCGAAGUAGGCAAGAGUCGUGUCCUCGUCCAGAAUGUAUUCCGUCAGUUGCGGUCACUGUUGCUGUACUCUUGUCCGCAUGGCAAAGACCUCUGCUCUGCCGAUGCGCGCUUUGCCCAUGAGGUUCGACUGUCGCAGAUCGUCUUCCACACCGCGGGAAGAGUUGCAGCAAACGGAGAUAAUAUAAAGGGCGUCUCAACUCGAACUCGCGGUGGAGAAGCUUACUUUUAUGAGUCAAACCGAAAGGGAGUUAUAAGUACACUUUCUACUUUUUAGAUUCAGAACUACCCGCGAAUGUGACGAAGAAGAAGAAGCUUCCCGUCUAAAAUCUGGCUUAAUAGCAGCUGAUCUGCCCUCUUCACCUCACUCUCGGGGACCCAUACGGAUUGGUAGCUCUAAGUUCGUCGCGAUGCAGUGCUUAUAUUCACGCGCAACGAUCUUGUGUGGGGAAAGCGGCACUUUCCACUUGACUUUCUGUUUCCUGAGCAUGCGACUUCAGAAGCGUGGAGAGGAAGCAGUCUCGAAAGCAGUCUCGACGUCUUCGUCCCACACUGUCACGAUUACGACGGUUUAAACGUCCGAACACUCACAGCGCGUGGCCUCCUCACAGGCCUUCACAUCUUGCAGCGCGGACUGUGGUAUCUCGCUGGAUCGGUGUUUUCCGUUAUGGGCCCAGCGACUUUCCUCCAGCUAUCGAGGGAAGGACGGGAGGCGGACGAAGUUCAAGCUGUUGAUGUCAAAAAGAAUUUUGCUGCAGAGACGGGAGCGGAAACUACGGAUCAUCCUAAGCAAGAAAGUGCCACGAACUCUAUCAGGAACACGGAGCAGACGAAUUUUUUUUCGUUUCAGUGGUCCGCCGAAGAUGUCGGGAGUCCGGGGAUUGCUGCACCUAAUCCUUCAGCUGCUGUGCUACAACCUAUAAGUAUAACGGAUCAUACGUCGAGGACUACACGAGGACGAAAAAAGAAUAGCGCUAGGAGUAGAGCGAGUUUUUGCAGCAAGAACGCUGAUGCGGGUGUUGGUAAAGCAGGUUGCGUUGAAAGCCAUAAGUCGGAGGUUGGUUUCGCAGGCGCUCGAGAUGAUGGAGCCAGCGGAAGUCAUGAAAAUGACCUGAGUGCUGUUGAUGACGCUGCUCAGAGGGUCACUUGGACGGGAAAAAAUAGGGGAAAAAGUAGACUUGCGAAUCUCUUGAGGAUGAGUUCAUCCAGCACGAGCAGCAGGGCUCAUCAUCUUCCGCGCCAGCAUCUCAAUCCGCUUUUUCUGGCUAAACUGGAGCAAGCAGUCGCCAUCUGGGCUGCUCCAGAUCACACGGGCUCCUCGCCAAUAAUGCCACCUCCCGCCGAAAUUACGUACACAGAUCAAGAUGAAGAUGCUCUUUUUCCUCCCCGCUCGGUUUGGUUUUCGCCCGAAAAGAUGCUUUUGCUUUUCCUACGCUUCUUUCAGUACAGAGUUGCAAAAUACGAAUGUUUUCACGGUUUGGCGGAUGUGGGUGCAACGAUUCAAAGAUGGAAGAACCGUCAUCGCCAACUCCACGAACCGCACCAGUUUCGGAACUUUCUGACUCUGCGUUCAUGGAUUCCCACACACGGAUACGCAUCUUUCUCCUUUUUGUCACAAAGCCACAGCGCAGCUGUAGGGGCUUUGGAAUCUUCGGGAUCGAGGGGGCAACAGCAAGCCGGUAGAAGCAUAACUACAACUCGACCUUCUAGUCCUAAAGGACUUUCUAACCGACUUCAGAAUGAGACAAGAAGGGCCUCCGGAUUGGUUGAUCCAAACCACAUCCACGUCCAGACCGCAGAGGCAAAUAGUACUCCGACAGCGACCCUAUCUCCAACAAAUAUUAGUACAACAAGCACUAGUGCGGUCGCCGUCACAUCUGAGGCCUUUGUCUUCCAUUCUCGAGAUCGUUUGAUUCAGUACGUUUGCGAGCACGACAAGCAUGCACGCUAUAGGGUCAUGGAGGUGGUCUCGUUUAGCCUAGCUGCCGAAACCUGGAUGCAAGGUGGUGGGAAAGUGCGAGGUUGGCCCGGUUCCCACGACAUGGAGGCGUUACCAUGUCAUGCAUACGACACAUUUACGACAAGGAAUAGGAAAUCAUCACCAAUUAUAGCGAGAAGUAUGAUGACGCUUUCUAGGUUUCAUAUAUUUUUAAGUACUUAGAAGACUCUAUUUAUUACAGAGACCACUUACAGAGCUUUGUGAAGAUUUCAAGUUAAUGAUGCUUUUCUGCUUAGUAGUCGUGGUAGGAUUUUUUUGCUUUUUCAUACUUGACGAAGGAUUGUUGCUGCGGGAGGAGAAUGGGACGCGCCCAGCCUGUGUGUUUGAUACGCGGACGUGUGCGAAUUUCGAACACGAUAAUUUCGGCAUUAUCAAGCAUUUAGUAUACUAGAAGAAGCCACACGCGGCCAGGUGGGAGUCGCAAGAUGGCAAACAUUUUGGGACAGACACCUUCUUCUCUUUUACGCUGGAAAAGCAUACUUGAUAUGCCUUCUGUCUUGUAUUGAUAGACAAGCGAACAACUCAAUCACAAUCAUUCGAUUCUUCACCUCUCAGCACAACUGAGGCAUUUUUCGAUUUUGACAUGGCACAUUCUUCCACAUGCCGUGCAGUGGCACAUACGUGCUCCUUA